CGCACGGUCGCAACGAGGAGCCGUGGCGCAAACGUGUUGAAGACGAUGCGCACAAGAAUUUCGUUUUGGCGUUGCUGGACAACGCGAAGAGACGAGAUUUUAUUGCGGGAUUCUCUAGAGGAAGAGUUUUUGUUUUUUGACUGUGGACGAGAGAAGCACGGUGCGUAAUUCCAAUUACGACAGCAUGUCGUGUAAAAAGCACCCCACGAGGCCGGAAAGCGGAGCAUGUGGUGUAUAGAAGAUACAACUAGAAAAUAGAAUCGUUUCACAUCACCCGAGAAUACAGAUUUUUUCGACGUUUUAAAACGUCCGUGGUCCGCCACCCGUUCUAGGGAAGUAGCCGCUAGUUUCCGCGGCACGUCGCCAUGUUGCUCGACGACGAGAACCCCCCGGUGCACGAUUUUUUUGACCACAACUACCAACGGCACGGAUUUGAUCCCGAGAAGCCCUUCGCUUUCUUCGGGGACACUUUUCCGCGCCCGUUCGAGGACUACUUGUGCUUCCACUGUCUUCCGGUACCGCUGGCCUGCUUUCUGCACUGCUUGUUGCUGCUGUUUCUGGGGGCGGUGGAACUGGAAUACCCGGGUUGGGUCCUGGGUGGCUACACCGCCUACGCACGGAGCCUCAGCAACAUCGGGGGCGUCCUCCUCGGCUUCGUGCUGGCGGUCGUCGCCGGCGUCUCCAUCUACGCCGGCCACGGCACCCCGAAAGAGAUCUGCUACGCGUUUCUGUUCCGACUGGCCGUCCCGGUACUGGUUUUGGUCUUCGGUGAUUUCUGACAAGAUGGCAGAUAAGUUUUGAAGUCUACCUGGUCCUCGUUUCCUCAUGCUUUGAAGUAUUUUUGCAGACGCAUUGGCAUUAGGAUUCGCUGUGUCUAAACAGGUCGUGCUGGCGAAGAUAAUCCUUUUCGUAGUGACUGUUUUUUCAUCUUCACAUAAAAGUCUUGACAGUCGAAGAAGGGGAAAAAAAAUUUGAUUCUAUUUCACAAUAGUUCACUGUGGUCGCGCUGGAUCUGCACUCGUUGUGGUAUUGCGAGGAGUGGUUCACGGACAUCCAGAAGGCGGCGGACCGCAACGGGGGGUUUUUCAACGAGGAGAUGUACAAUAUCGCACACGACCAGUUUUGCAUUGGGGAGACCGUGAAAUUUGCGGUGUUUGCCCCGGCCAUUUUACUGCUCCAGUGCUACAUGGUGAGUGUGCACUUCCGGUGCCAGGUUCUGUUCGACCGCGACGAGGAAACCGUGCACAAGUACGAGCGACACGCCGCGGAAGUGUUCGAGGCCCACGACUUGGUGUUGAAGGACGAGAAGGACCGUCAGCCGUUCCUCUCGCAUAAGGGCCAGCCGGCGCGGGAAAUGCUAAACUAUAAAAUCAACUCGCUGUUGCCUUCGAGUAGGCUCCGGAAGUUGUACGACCUGCCCGAGCCUGUUAUCACGGAGGAUGGGGAAAGGGUAUCCAGUACAGUAAGGGACGAAAAGACCAGAAAGCUAGUCAAGUACGGGGUCGGCAUGCAAGUCAACAGUAAAGACUACCUAGUUAAGUUCGGAAAUCGGGACUGGGCGGCAAUACCAGAGGAGCACCUCGUAGAGUUUACCACGCUGCGAGAAGGAGAAGAGGACGCUAGACCAAUAAGUUCCGGCGAUGCGGGAGCGGUGCGGUGAUUUCUAUGAUAAACUUUUAUAUACCAUAAAUGCUUGCGUCUGGUGCUGAUGCUCUACUUCGCACCUGCAGAAAUGAUACAUGGUAACCAUGCUCCUGCGCGGAUCAUUUUUUAGCAUCUAUGUAGCUAGUCGUUUCAUGAUUGCUCAGCAAUUUACCCGUGACUCCGUUCCUCUCACAUGAUGAAACCAGGGCGAGCGUGAAGAUCUUGAAUAUGAUCGCUCACACAAAACACUUCAACCAAGUUGAACAUAGUUCCGAUAACGAACGAGAAAUGGACAUGGUACAUGAUGCUCAGAAACAACACACAUGGAGCUGAGUCAAUCUUUCACGACCGCG
Amoebophrya sp. A120 is the source of this 1997-nucleotide messenger RNA. NCBI's taxonomy places the organism in Eukaryota, Dinophyceae, Syndiniales, Amoebophryaceae. The record is from the annotation of a GenBank genome assembly.